This is a messenger RNA of Sphaeroforma arctica JP610, 1725 nucleotides long. RefSeq lists its product as hypothetical. The coding region runs from base 123 to 1505 and encodes 460 amino acids. The transcript has a single exon. NCBI's taxonomy places the organism in Eukaryota, Ichthyosporea, Ichthyophonida. The record is from RefSeq and is a predicted model, not a curated record.
AAAUCUAAAUGAUACCUAUAGUAUGCUAACACAAGAUCGACAACGUACUCUGUGUACACACGAUUGAUAACAUACUACGUAUUAUCUAAUUGUUUUUUGAAUUCAUCGGCGGUCAAAUAUAUAUGUAUUUAUGCCCCAUCAUGCCAUUUUCCAUUCGCAACCAGCAACAGGCAACUUUGGAUGCUCUGUAUGCUUGGAUCUUGGAGGAGGAUGAGGCUGUGGAUAUGUCAGCAAUGGCUGAACAUUUGGAGAUGGUGAAGGAGACAAACGAACGAAAUCUCAGCAAUGAUCAGACAAGCAAUCGCAGUAAACUGAGUAAUGCAAGUAGGAUGAAUUCUGCAAACUCGAUACCGGCUCCCAUGAAUAUACACGACGAGAAAGAGGAACAUUCAAGGACGGUUUCGGGUAUCGACUGGUCGUUGCCGGCUGUCAAGAAUACAACCGUGACAGCUACCAGAUACGGACAAUACAAAAAGUAUCCGACAAGCCCCACGAAUGACAAAAUUAAUAAUCAGACAGGUGAUCGCAGUCGACCGAGUAAUACAAGUAAGUGGAAUUGUACAAACUCGACACCGUCUCCUAGCAAUAUACAGGUCGACAAGAAGGAAUAUUCGAGAACGGAUUCGGGGAUCGAGUGGUCGCUGCCGGCUGUCGAGAACAAAACUGCGACACCUAUUAGAUACGGGCUAUGUAAGAAGUACCCGGCAAGCCCCACGAAUGGCAGAAUUGAUGAUCUAGCGACCAAUAGUAAGCUGUAUCGUCGAGUGUCUUCUAUGCAAAUGCCUAUAUCCGUAACUGCCCGCACCUUAUGUAGGCGUGCCAGAAGUUCAGACGUGAAAAUAAGUCCCAAGAGCGACGCCGGUGGAAUACUACGAAUGAACUGCAAUGAUAUCACGCCGAUGCGGAACAAGAAAUCGGCAAAUAGUCCGACAAGUGCUGCUAACUUUGGAGACUCAACAGGCAGAAGUUUGCUGUGUCAUCGACAGCCCGCUUACCCCCUAGCAAGCCCCGCAGACUUUAACCCGAUGCGACCCGCUAGUUUAUCAGAAAUGAGAAGCUCUGCUGACAAAAAGGUCACUGUAUCCCAGGAAAUUAGCGCUCACCACAAAGAUGGCAAGUCUGGCUUUCUACGGCAAUUUAGUAUGCCAGGGCUGCGACGGGGCGGUGCUCCAGGGAAGCACACCAAAUCGUUUCGCAUUUUGGAGGUGGAAAAGGGUGCUCCAGGUAAGCACACCAAACCGUCUCGCAUUGUGGAGGCAGAAAAGGCCCCGAGCUUUGCUGGCAUGGAUAGACAAAUAGUAAUGAUAAAGAGGACGAAUUCAAUCGAGUCAAGCUCGCCGGAUAUUUUUGAGUUCGGUGCGGAUUUUGAUAGUCCUCUGGCAGCAGUUGCGGUUGAUUGUUUAGUAGACGGCGUAAGGGUAAAUACACGCGCAAGUAAACUCGUAGGCAAAGCUAUACAUAACAUGGAGAAUGAGCGACGAAUGUUUAAUAGAGCAUAUUCAUAGACAUCAUCAAUGGGAUAAAACGCUCUAAGCAGAAUUUAAAAAUUUGGCUUUUUGUACGCAUUAAAAACGAUGCUUUCAGAACGCGCAAAUGACCUCUCCUUUUAACUUUUGACGUUGUUCUGGAGACUAUGUAGCCCAUAGCCUCCUAAAUUGUACAGAAGCCUAUGUUGAGCGAACCCUGCGAAACCAUAGCCUUCUAAAAUAAACAGCCAAACCCAAC